Molecule: messenger RNA, 1730 nt
Organism: Syzygium oleosum
Lineage: Eukaryota; Viridiplantae; Streptophyta; Magnoliopsida; Myrtales; Myrtaceae
Exons: 8
Coding region: 126-1073 (315 amino acids)
Cellular component (GO): chloroplast
Molecular function (GO): phosphatase activity
Source: RefSeq, a predicted model, not a curated record
ACACACGAAGCACCCACCGUCCGGUCCAGUCUUUCGUCAGCAGUUUGGAAGCUGAAGGUUGGUUCCUCGUCAGUCCCAGCGCGGCGCUCGCGAUUCAUUUCCAUCUUCCUCGGAGAAGAAGAGAGAUGCUGGGUCGAUGCUCGAUGCCUCCAUCGUCGAGCGACGUUCAGUCGUUGCAGAGCUUGAGCGGGAUUCGGCAUCUCGCGGAAUCGCGUCGCUUCAAGGCGUGGUUCUUGGAUCAAUUUGGUGUCCUUCAUGAUGGCAAACAGCCCUAUCCUGGAGCAAUUUCAACUUUGGAAAAACUAGCAUGUAGUGGUGCGAAGAUGGUGAUCAUAAGUAAUUCCUCUAGGCGUGCAUCGACAACCAUGGAAAAGAUGAAGCACCUUGGAUUUGAUCCUUCUCUCUUUGUGGGAACCAUCACCAGCGGAGAACUCACGUAUCAGUACUUGAAGAGGAGAGAUGAUGCUUGGUUUGCUGCCCUUGGGACAUCAUGCAUUCAUAUGACCUGGAGUGACCGGGGCGCGAUAUCUCUGGAGGGCUUAGGCUUGAAAGUUGUGGAGAACGUUGCAGAAGCAGAGUUUAUUUUGGCUCACGGCACCGAAGCUUUGGGUCAGGCUUCAGGUUCAGUACGACCUAUGAAAUUAGAGGAUCUUGAGAAAAUAUUGGAGCAAUGUGCAGCUAAAAGAAUUCCUAUGGUGGUAGCCAAUCCUGAUUUUGUGACAGUUGAGGCUAGAUCCUUGCGCGUAAUGCCCGGUACGUUGGCAUCCAAAUAUGAGAAGCUUGGAGGUGAAGUCAAAUGGAUGGGGAAGCCUGGGAAGAUUAUCUAUGAAGCAGCUAUGAAGAUGGCUGACGCAGAUGCUUCUGAUUCUAUAGCAGUAGGAGAUUCUCUCCACCACGACAUUAAGGGUGCGAAUGCAGUUGGAAUCCAAUCAGCCUUCAUCACGUGUGGAAUACACGCCUCUGAACUUGGACUUGACAGUUUUGCAGAAGUUGCAGAUACAUCUCGUGUGGCGGCUUUAGCGUCCAAAUAUAGUUCUUGUCCAUCAUACGUGUUGCCUUCAUUUACCUGGUAGAGUACAUUCCGGUGAGUAUAUUCAUGGUAUAAUUAUUUUGAGUAGAUAAUUUUUAUAGAAAAUUUUUCACUUUCAGAGGGCACAACUAUUAGAAAGUAUUUGUAAGGGAAUGAGAGGAGAAUGACUCUUAAGUUUCCAGGAGACUACUUUUGAACAAUGGAUUGUAUCUUUUUGCCAUCCAGUGUCCGAUCAACAUGAUUGUUGCGUCAAAUGACAGACUUGGGUUCUUACUACUUGUUUGGUUCACUUGAUAGCGAAUUCAUUCCCAGUCUAUUCCAAAUAAAACUGUUAUUGGAAAUUAUUCUGCUGGACUUUAUGAACAACAUCAGUAAUAACAGUAGCAGCUACAUGACGCACCAUCAUGCGGAUGCAAGGGCUGUCACUGGUUGCCCCGUUGGGCCAUUUCUCACCCAAGACAGAACUUCUUGAAGAGCUCAAAAGGUUUUAAAGCGCCAAUUAUUCCAAUAAAUGAUGUACAAAUUAACGUCUUCUCUUAGCCCUUAUACGAGGCCUUUUUAAAAGUCGUGAUCUGGAUAAAAGGUUGUUCGUUGGGUCUUUCUUCCUCGUUUUUGCAUUACUUUGCAGAUAUUGCAGCAGAAAAGGAGCAGACUCACUGAACAUCAUCAAUUUACCUCCAUUUUCUGAAAGAAAUGCAUG